Molecule: messenger RNA, 1182 nt
Organism: Morchella sextelata
Lineage: Eukaryota; Fungi; Ascomycota; Pezizomycetes; Pezizales; Morchellaceae
Exons: 3
Coding region: 1-1182 (393 amino acids)
Biological process (GO): transcription by RNA polymerase II
Cellular component (GO): RNA polymerase II, core complex
Molecular function (GO): DNA binding; protein dimerization activity
Source: RefSeq, a predicted model, not a curated record
AUGAAGCAAGAUGCGCGGAACAUGGACGACCGUCAGGAGAGGUAUGAGCUGUUUACGCUGAUGGAGGGCGAAGAGAAGGUUACGAUGGAGUGGGAUUUGCGCCUCCCUAAUACCGCUAUCUUCACCUUCUCCCGCGAAGACCACACCCUCGGCAACCUCCUCACCUCCGCUCUCCUUGACACGGACCACGUUCUCUUCGCCGCCUAUAAAGUCCCGCACCCCCUCUUCCCCACCUUCACUCUCCGUAUCUCCACCGAUGCCACUAUAGGCCCCAAGGAAGCGCUCACCACCGCCUGCAAGCGCGUCAUCGAGGACCUCAGCUCCCUUUCCAAAAAGCUCACCCGCGAAUGGGAGCUCACAAAGCUCGCCGCCGCCAAAGAUGGCCGCCCCGACCUCACUGAAGAAAGAGAGCAGUGGACGGAGCGCGAAAGAUUCAUGCGGGAGCAGCGCGCUAAGCAUGCGCAGUGGGACCGUGAGCGAAAGAGGGAGCAGAUGAGGGAGAUGGAGGAGGAGCAGAGACGCAUCCAUGACAUUGAGAGAGAGCACGAGAAAGAAAUCGAACUGCUGAGAACGGCCAACCAGUUACGUGCGAGAGGUAACAGGGGGGAUGCGUCGCCGCCGGCAAGACACGACGCAGACCCGAUCUGGGAACGCCGCGGCGGAUCUCCAGAAAGAGUGAAUGGUGGUGCAGCAAGAUCGGCGUCGCCGCCGCCGGCACGGUGGAGUACGUCUCCCCCGGCUUCUUCUCCUGCCCCUGCUCGAUCAGCUGUCUCGCCGCCCCUCGCACCGUGGGGCCAAGAUGAGCCGAACAUUGCAUCAUGGAGUACUGCUGCCCCAUCUUCUUCUGUUGCCCCUACUCGUUCGGCCGCUUCACUGUCUCCUGCGCCGUGGGGUAUGGAAUCGCCAAACAUUGCACCAUGGACCACUUCUGUCCCAUCUUCUUCUGUUGCUCCUACUCGUUCGGCCGCUUCGCCUUCUCCUGCACCAUGGGGUGCGGAGUCGUCAAACAUUGCACCGUGGAGUACGACUACCCCGUCUGCCCCGUCUUCUGCCCCUACUCAUCCAGCUGCUUCUCCGUCUCCUGUGCCAUGGGGUGCCGAGUCACCAAACAUUGCACCGUGGAGCCGUCCUACUAUUGCCAGCGUCGCAGAGGACCCCGCCUACCAUUCCGCAGAAGAAUAG